Messenger RNA from Exophiala spinifera, 1452 nucleotides. RefSeq lists its product as uncharacterized. NCBI's taxonomy places the organism in Eukaryota, Fungi, Ascomycota, Eurotiomycetes, Chaetothyriales, Herpotrichiellaceae. Bases 1 to 1452 code for a protein of 483 amino acids. The transcript has a single exon. The record is from RefSeq and is a predicted model, not a curated record.
AUGAAGUACGACCCAGAUGAUGACGACGAGGCAGUAUUCUGCAGUCUUGCAACCCGCUUCGGACGCCAGCUGGAAGAUGUCAAGCAUGCAUACACCACUGCAUCAAGGAAUGUCUGCACCGUCUUGCGACGACAGUACUUCAACACUGUUCACGCCACACCAGAGAGGCCUCUAUGCCGAUUGCUCUCCGAAGAUGUGCUUCUUAAGACCUUGGGCUCAUUGCCAUUGGAGGUUGGGUUAAUGACACUUGCCCGAAUAUAUGACGAGUGUCAUGUCGCUCUGUGCAAAACUUUGGCAGCAGCCCGAAGAGGGCGGCCAUACCAUGAACUCUUCAAACGCAACCCUUGUGUAGAUCUUCAGCCGCUGCAUGAUCUUCUGCGUCAGCAUAGCGACGCUGUGGACAAUCAAGUGGUCCUCGAAGCCACUUCGAGUGAGGAAAUCCCCAUGAGAGCAGUAUGGAGGCCCAUGCUAGACAUGUGUUUUGACAGCCUACCUAGACUUCGGUCUCUCUCCAGUUUCUUGCCUGGAGAAAACUCCUCCAGCCAUGAAUACGCUGGUGUUGGAGGUGGAGGGGGUUCCGAUAUCAUUAGUGCAAGCCUGCUGGGCCAUUUGUUAAAACGAUACCAUAAACGGAUGGAGCUAUUGAUAUCGACUCGAACAUGGGCGACCGGAUCGCAAGGCAAAAAAGGAUCCAAGCUAGGAAUCAAACGAGAGGUGUAUCAGCAUGACGGACCAGCCCCUGGAGCAGAUGGACGACCAGUUCCUGGAACCUUCCGUGUCAAAAGCGACACUUAUGCAGAAGGACGCGAUCUCGAGGCCAUUCCACUACAAUACCACGAAAAGAUUUUUAUGGUGCUUGACCAAGGAGAGUCAACAUCUGAUAUUGCUGAGAAGGAGAGAGCAGAUUUAAACGAACAGUUUGCAGCAGUCCUCCGCCAGGCUUCUCGUCCCAUUGAUACUGUGCUCAUUGUCGAUACGGGUGGCGAUGUGUUCGGCGCUGAUAAAGCCGGCGGAACAACACCAGACCAGGACUUCAGGGUACAGAGAGCCAUGGCUGCCCUGUCGUCAAAAUACAAUCUCGUCACCGCUGUGGUAGCACCGGGGGUCGAUGCUCCGGAGGAUGCGGCCAUAAAAGCGAUGGACGCGGGCGGCAAGGUUUACAAACCUACGACCGAGGAGCAAGCCAUGCUUCUCGACCUGUUGGUCAACAGAUACAAGAUGGACGGGUCUGAUCCGAGUAGGUUUGGCAAAACCAUACUAGCUCUACAAGCCCGGUUGAAGGGGGUUAUUGGCUGGACCUCCCUUGACCUCCCAGCAUACGUUGUUGAUACCUGGGACAAUCCCUGGAAUAGUUUUGUCUACAUCCGAGAGUGCAUGAGCGACAUUAUACUGAUGCCUACCAUCAGGUUGCUCCCGCUGAUUGAGCCUAAGAAAACAACCUCAGCUGGUUGA